AUAACUUGAUUCUAAGCAAAAUUCAACAGAUUAAUAAAUACAAUGAAAAAGCAUCGCUAUAAUACUGUGCAGCUCGAUGGGCUCAAUUCGGGCCUGUUGAAGCAUCAGCAGCAGCAGCAGCCGCCGCAUCAACCAGCUGCUGGCAAUGAGGAGCAAAUGCUGAUGUGGCCGAGCGAGCGCAUUGCACCAGGCGGCAGCGGUGCCUUUCAUGCACCCAAAGUGGAGUACAGCAAGGAAACGGCUGAUUUACUCAAGCUGCUCAUGAAGGAGUCGAAGAUGUCCAUGGUCAUGCGCAAACAAAUCGAUACUAGUCUGCGCAAUGGCGAACCGUUGCCGUUGCCCAAACCGAUACGCCCCAAUACCAGCAACGAUCUGGAUAAGGAAACCAUUGCCAUUUUGGAGCGUGCACGCAAUGCGAAGCGCAAGAAUCUGCGCCAAAUUGAGGGUAGUGGCGCCUAUGAGCAGAGCUACUAUCGUCCGAGGGUUGACAAUCGUAUGCUCAGUGACAAAGCCAAGGCCAAGCUGCAGUUCACCAUGGCGGGCAUCGAGUUGCCGGAUCCAGCUAUAAAGCCACUACGUCGUUCGCGUGAAGAUCGUUUGGUCACCGAAGAAGACAUUAUCAAUGAAUUGCUGGAUCAGAUAAACGAACGGGCUGAUUGGUUGGCCGAAAUGGAGUCACUUGGUCAGGGUAAGAAAUAUCGUCCCGAGAUACACGAUCAAAUUUCGGAGCGCUUGCAUCGCAUUCGUGCGUUGGAGACCAAGAUAAAGAUGAAAGCUACGGGUGGUUAUCGCUUCGUGGACUAAAGUGAAGCUGAUAACAAAACAAAAAUGUGUUAAAUGUUUAAAUUAUAGAAUUAUGUUUAAAAAAAACGAGUAAAUUGGCAAUACACAAUCAAUUUUUUUGCGUUUACUAACAACA
Messenger RNA from Drosophila grimshawi, 919 nucleotides. Its product is annotated as UPF0193 protein EVG1 homolog. The record is from RefSeq and is a predicted model, not a curated record. Bases 43 to 804 code for a protein of 253 amino acids. NCBI's taxonomy places the organism in Eukaryota, Metazoa, Arthropoda, Insecta, Diptera, Drosophilidae. The transcript is spliced from 3 exons.